Messenger RNA from Aaosphaeria arxii CBS 175.79, 568 nucleotides. RefSeq lists its product as uncharacterized. The record is from RefSeq and is a predicted model, not a curated record. The transcript has 2 exons. The coding region runs from base 7 to 420 and encodes 137 amino acids. NCBI's taxonomy places the organism in Eukaryota, Fungi, Ascomycota, Dothideomycetes, Pleosporales.
UUGGCGAUGAAGUCUAGGAAAAGGAAGCGUGGCGAGACGCCAGAGAGUGAUGGCAAAAGACCAGCCAAGAAGACUCAGGUGGUGCCUUCUGACGAUGAAGGAGAAGAGGUAGAAGAAGAAGCGGGAGUGGAAGCGGGAGAAGACGUAGAGAAGGAGGAUGCAGAGGAUGUAGAGGAGGAAGAGAGCAGCGAUGUUGAGAGCGUGUUUGAACGCAUUGCUCCAAUCAAGGCCGGAGAUAGCAUCAAACACUCCUCUUCUUCCUCUCCCCCAGUAGCAGCACCACGGUCUAAGAAACGCGAGCGUUCUGCCACGCCCGAGAAACACUCAUCGGCCAGUCCCGACGCAAAACCUCCCUCGAAGAGGAUCCGAAAGUCCUCUCCCAAAGGGGAAGUAUAUAUGACGCUGAAGCCGAUAAUGUGAUUCAAUCAGUCGAAGUCACGCAGACACGGCAAGUCAGGCGUGUCGGUCAAGAAGAUACACGCUCCUUUGUGGUAGAGGACGAGAUUGACUAUGAUGAGUCAGAUGAUAGUACGGACCAUCGAUAUCAAGUAAAUUUGGUGAAUCGUAG